Moesziomyces antarcticus is the source of this 801-nucleotide messenger RNA. Its product is annotated as DUF292-domain-containing protein. Gene Ontology annotation, biological process: protein transport. The coding region runs from base 1 to 801 and encodes 266 amino acids. Lineage: Eukaryota; Fungi; Basidiomycota; Ustilaginomycetes; Ustilaginales; Ustilaginaceae. The record is from RefSeq and is a predicted model, not a curated record. The transcript has 2 exons.
AUGGUGCCCUACAACAGUGCUCGCACCAAGGUGCAGCUCAAGCUCACCAUCCAGCGAUGCAAGAUGCUCCAGGAGAAGAAGGAGGCGAUGGCGAAACAAGCGCGGCGAGACAUCUCGGCACUCGUUGAGAAGGGCAAGCUCGAAACUGCACGCAUCAAAACGGAAGGCAUCAUCUCGGAAGACAUCCACCUCGAGCUUCUCGAGCUCAUGGAGCUCUAUGCCGAGACGCUGCUCGCUCGGUUUGCGCUGCUCGACCUCCCCACGCGCGAGCCGGACAUCAGCAUCCUCCCUUCCCUCGCCGCCGUCAUUCACGCUGCACCACGCACCGAGCUCAAAGAGCUGCAUGUGCUGCGUGAGAUGCUCAUGGCCAAGUUCGGCCGCGAAUUCGCACAGGACGUUAUGGAUAACACCGACUCGUGCGUGCCCGAGCGCGUCUUGUCGAAACUCCUCGUCGACACGCCCGAUCCCAAGUUGGUCGACUUGUACAUCUUUGAGAUCUGCAAGGCGUACGAUGUCGCCUUCUCCUCCCCGCACUUGCCCGAAACCAAGAUCGACGAACCAGCAGAAGAGCCCGCGUCGGGCGACAACGAGGUCUCCACCGACUCCAAUGGCACCGAUGACAAGUCCAAGUCCGAAAAGACAGCUGCCACAACGAGCGCUGACAAGGCUGCAUCCACCUCCGCAACAGAGGACGAAAAGAAACCAGCAGCACCACAAUCGCCGGCAGCAUCACGCAAAAAGUCGGAAAAGGAAGAGUACGACUCGCUAGAAGCCCGCUUCGCCGCACUCAAACGGCGUUGA